Molecule: messenger RNA, 732 nt
Organism: Acanthosepion pharaonis
Lineage: Eukaryota; Metazoa; Mollusca; Cephalopoda; Sepiida; Sepiidae
Source: the annotation of a GenBank genome assembly
AUGAAUUCCUUUUUUCUUUAUUUAUUUCAUUUUCAUUCCUUCCUUCGUUCUUUUUCAUUCUUUUUUCUUUCUUUCCUUGUUCUCUGCUUUUUCUCAGACAUGUUCUUUUUUUCUUUCUCUUUUUUUUUCUCUUUCUUACAUUUUUUUAUCCCUUUUUUGAUUUACACUUUCGUCCAGCAAAUAUUUUCUGAUUUUUAUCUCUCUUCUCUACUCACUCUUUUUACCUUGUUUUUCUUCUUUAAACCGAUAAUCCCUAUCAUUUCCCUCCCCUCUCACUUUAUCACUUCUUUCUCGUUUCCUCUCCCUCUCUUUUGCUCCAAAUCAUUUUACGUUUCCUUAUCGUUUAUCCAAUUGUCACAUUUUCAUCUCUCAUUCGUCUUCACUCGUCCUACUCUCUCUCUCUCUCUCUCUCUAUCUAUCUAUCUAUCUAUCUAUCUCUCUCCCAAUCCCUUGUUUCUUUCUUUCGCUUUAAAUUCCCAUAACUACAAGGCAAAUCAGUGUCUUCGUGUCCCUUGCCUUUCUUUCUCAUUGUUUUGCCAAUUCCUUAUUUUUUAUUCACCCAACAUCCGAGAUUUUCUUUCUUUCUUUCCUUCUUUCUUUUUUCUUUCUUUCUUUCUUUCUUUCUUUCUUUCUUUCUUUCUUUCUUUCCUUCUUCCUUUCUUUUUCUCUCGCUUUUCCACACGAAACGGACUUUCGCUUUCUCUUCAUCUAUUAUUUAUUUAUUUGAUUUAA